Messenger RNA from Tetrahymena thermophila SB210, 2364 nucleotides. RefSeq names its product cell cycle switch protein CCS52A. Gene Ontology annotation, molecular function: ubiquitin ligase activator activity; anaphase-promoting complex binding; protein binding. Gene Ontology annotation, biological process: positive regulation of ubiquitin protein ligase activity; positive regulation of anaphase-promoting complex-dependent catabolic process; anaphase-promoting complex-dependent catabolic process. The transcript is spliced from 4 exons. Lineage: Eukaryota; Ciliophora; Oligohymenophorea; Hymenostomatida; Tetrahymenidae. Gene Ontology annotation, cellular component: anaphase-promoting complex. The record is from RefSeq and is a predicted model, not a curated record.
AUGUCAUGGGAUUAAUAAGAAUUUGACAAAAAAGAUUAGUAAAAACUAAUAAUAAUAAUUAAGAAAUAAGCAACAAUAUUCAAGUAAAAAAACAAAGAAAAAAACUAUUAAGUAAUAAUUAGUGUAGAAUAAAGGUACAUAAAUUAAUAAGUAAUAGCAAGCAAGGAAUUAUUAAAAAUAAAAUAUAGUUUUGCACUAGCUUAAAUGUUGAACAACUAAGUGUUAGAGAGUAUUCGACAUUACUAUUAAAAAAAUGGUGGAAGAUAGGAAUCUAAGAAUACUUAUAAAUUUGAUGGUUGCAAUAAUUAAAGAGGAGGUUAACCUGCUAAGGUCAUGAUUAAUGAUGCAUCUUCUACGACUACUGACGACUCUAACUCUUUAUAAUCUUUAGACUAGCAGCCAAUAAACGAAUGCUUUUUUGAUGAGGCACUUUCCUCUUAAAAUACUGUAUUUAUAUCUUCUAAAGGAGGUCCAGACACACCAACUUUUCAACCAACAAGUAGAGUAAUAUCCUCUUCUAUUCCUUUCUGCAAAUCCAUUUCUUCGUUUUCUGGUCCUAUAUAAAUAACUUCGUCUUAAGCUCAAUAAAGCUUAUUGGAAAUAUAGCAACAACAGUAGCAGUAAGUGUGCUCUUCUAAUUCAAUAGCAGGCUUAUCUAGCUCUAAGCCGAUUAUUCAUAAAAAUAUCUUUAAAAUUUAAAAAUCAAAAGCUUAAUAUGAAGAUAGAUUUAUUCCCUCAAGGAAGCAUUCUAAGCUAUCUAUUGCUCUUACUAUGGCACAUGAUGAAAAUAUUGUGCCAUAGCUAUAACUAAUGAAUAGCCAAGAUAGCAGCAAUUAAUAAAAUGGGAAUAGUAGUAAUAAUGGCCUAAAUUAUUAAGUUAUAUAGGCAGUAAAUUAAAAAGAUUUAUGCAGUCAGCAAGUUAGUAUUGCAGACCUCUACAAAACAUAAGUUUUAGGAAUAAAACCACCUGAAACGAAAUUUUCUAAAUAUGAAGGGAAGUUUUAAAACAGAAAUAUUUUGGCUUUCUGCUCCCCGAAGAAGGCCAAAUAAUUUAGUAAAGCUAAGCUAGGUCCUAAGGAUAAUGAGCUUUUGAGUUAAAAUGAUUUAAAUGGUGAUAUUAAUUUUUUAGAUAGAGUUACAAACAAUUUAUUUGGAAGCUAGUUUUCUGACAACUUAGAAUAAAAUCAAUAUACUGUAAUAGUUGACCCAAUAUCUAAUAUGUCUAAUCAGAAUUAUUAUUCAAGAUAAAUUCUUUCCCACAUUGACCCUCUAAACAAUUUCCAUUCAACUCACCCAUUUAAUCUGAAUCCCGAUAUUAAAACUUAUUUUACAAGAAAUACAAGGAAAAUUUCAAAAAUCCCAUUUAAAGUCUUAGAUGCCCCUACUUUAAAGGAUGAUUUCUACUUAAAUCUUAUAGAUUGGGGAGAAAAUAAUUAGAUUGCAGUAGGCUUAGGUAGUUGCGUUUAUUUAUGGUCUGCAAGCACUUCGCGAGUUACAAAACUUUGUGAUUUAAGAAACACUAUCAAUAUAAAUGGGUAAAGCACAGAUGAGUCAGAUAAUAUAACAAGUGUUUCUUGGUCAAGCCAAGGGACUUAUCUAUCUAUAGGCACAAAUUCAGGAAGUGUCUCUGUUUGGGAUAUAGUUGCUUUAAAAAAAGUAAAAGAAUAUAACUAACAUAGAUAGAGAGUGGGUGCUUUAUCAUGGAAUAAGAACUUGCUAGUGAGUGGUAGUAGAGACAAAAAAAUAUUAAUUAGAGACGUUCGUCUAUACUAACCUGUUGUACACAAAUUAUUAGGGCAUAAAUAAGAAAUAUGCGGACUCAAAUGGAGUUAUGAUCAUUAAAUGCUUGCCUCUGGUGGUAACGAUAAUAAUCUUUUCGUUUGGAAUAUGCACUCUUCUUCUCCUAUCAUUAAAUUAUAGAGUCAUACUGCAGCUGUAAAAGCUUUAUCUUGGUCACCUCACUAGCAUGGUUUAUUAAUAUCUGGAGGAGGGUCACUUGAUAGAACAAUUAGAAUAUGGAAUACUAUCACAAGAGAAUAAAUUAAAUGCAUAGAUACAGGUAGCCAAGUAUGUAAUCUUUAAUUCUGUAAGAAUAGAAAUGAGUUUGUUUCUACUCAUGGGUAUUCAGAAAAUCAAAUUAUUAUAUGGAACUACCCUGAUUUAGAUAAAUUAGCUGUUUUGACAGGCCAUACUUAAAGAGUGUUACAUUUAGCGAUGAGUCCUGAUGGAGACACAAUAGCAUCUGGUGCUGGAGAUGAAACAUUGCGUUUUUGGAAUAUAAAUGAUAGCCAGUCAAAAGAACAUGAGAUAUAAAAUUCCAUAAAUAAAAGUUAACUUUUGCCAUAGAAGAAUUAUUUACGUUGA